AUGAAUUGCCUAUUUUGGAGUAAAGUUUUCCCCAAAAUUCUCCUCCUCUUCCCCUCUUCUCUUCUCUUCUCCUGCUGCGACCACCUCCUUCUUCCUUCCUCUUCUCCUACAACGUCGACGACAGUGGACGCGAGGACGCAGCGAGGACGCGCGGCGGCAAGGACGCGGCGGCGGCGAGGACGAGGCUGCGGCGAGGACGUGGCUGCGACGAGGGGAGGAGCGGGGGAUCUUGCGGCGCCACGCUCUUCUCAGCAACCGGUAGCGGAAGACGAAGGAUACCGGGCGGAGAGCUGUGGCGGAGUGCCCCGGAAGGGAGAUCCGGUGCGGAGGCGGAGGCUCAGGGCGGUUAGGGAUGAGUUCGACAGGGGUGGCGGAGGUGAGGAGACGAAGAGGUCUUUGAGCUUGUGGCGGACGCGGGCCUCGGGGAGGGGCGCGGGAUCUUGCGGCGGGGGAUGGAAUCGGCGUCGGGCGAGGAACAUGCGGAGGGUCUUGCGGCGGCGCAGGUGGAUUACAUGGGUGAUUGUUGGACUGCGAGUGGGAUCUGAGAGAGGAGAGGGAAAUAGAUUGAUUAGAACUGAGAAAGGAAAGGGAAGGGAAGAAGGCUUUGGACAUUGA
Molecule: messenger RNA, 615 nt
Organism: Vigna angularis (adzuki bean)
Lineage: Eukaryota; Viridiplantae; Streptophyta; Magnoliopsida; Fabales; Fabaceae
Exons: 3
Coding region: 1-615 (204 amino acids)
Source: RefSeq, a predicted model, not a curated record